AUGGCAGAUGUGUCCUCGGGCUCUGAGAAUGAGGAGGAGACUGAGUACUGCAUUGAUGAGGCUGCAGACAUCCAGCAGCUGAUUGAGGAGGACGAAGAGGACAACCCCCACUACGACACCAUGGAGCUCAACAUUGAUGAAGUGAUAGAAGUGUUGGAAGUCAAUGAGUUUGUCUUUGAGGAGCUUCGUUUGGCAGCAGACAUUGUAGAGGAGACACAAGAGGCCUGGCGUCUCUUCAUCAGCUUGGCAAGCUCUCGGGAUGCCGCGGGUGAAGCAAUCUACUCAGCCAUCUUCGAGUCUGCGCCGACAUUGCAGAACCUUUUCAAGACACCCCGUCCUGUGAUGGCUAUGCGGUUCAUGAACGGCCUGAACACCAUCAUCUCGUCCAUGCAUACGCCAUCGGCUUUGAAGGUAACGGUGGAGACGCUGGGCUUUCAACACCUGGACUUGGAUGUCACCGUGCCCCGCGUAGGCCUCUUCCGGGAUGCAGUGGUAGAGCUCUUCGAACAAGAGCUUGCGGAGCGCUUCACAUCAAGGGCAAGGAGCGGCUUGAAGUCCAUCUUCAACUACGUGGGAGGCGCCUAUAUCUUCAUCCGCCGCGAAUAUGCCAGCCGCAUCAAGAUCAUCGGCAGAAGUUGGCGUACGGCCAACAACAAAGUCGAGGGAAGCGAUGCGGGCAGUGAAUCGGACCACAAGUCCGGCGAGGCAAUGAAUGGCCUGAGCAUUUCUUUCGACGAGUUGCAGGAUAAGGUGACGAUGAACACCUCGGGGAGCAAGGAUGGAGAGGAAAAGGAGGCAAGAGAUUCCGAGGCUAAGAAGACCAUGGAAACCAUGAAGGUGCCAACAACCUUCAACGAAAU
Symbiodinium pilosum is the source of this 860-nucleotide messenger RNA. Lineage: Eukaryota; Dinophyceae; Suessiales; Symbiodiniaceae. The record is from the annotation of a GenBank genome assembly.